Molecule: messenger RNA, 5215 nt
Organism: Neohortaea acidophila
Lineage: Eukaryota; Fungi; Ascomycota; Dothideomycetes; Mycosphaerellales; Teratosphaeriaceae
Exons: 3
Coding region: 394-4818 (1474 amino acids)
Molecular function (GO): lipid binding
Source: RefSeq, a predicted model, not a curated record
UUCCUUCGAAACUCCCUCGUAGCACGCGAUUUGGUUGUACUGCCACAGACCCGUGAGUCAAGAGCUGGCGCAAUUUAGGUUGCUAGCGCAAACUCAAGCCGCGCAAUUGACCGAGCUUGCUCCACGCUUUACGGCGAUUACUAGCUCAUUUAUUGCACCGCGCCCUCCUCCUCGCCGAGACUCUGCCAUCCUUCCCUCUUCACCCUCCGAAACGCGCAUUCCGAAGAGGACAAGCUCACUCACUUCACUCCUUCUCUCUCUGUUCAUUUCCACGCUGCGUGGGAGGCUCAGAGCUGAGGUAGUUUGGAGCUCCUCCGCCAGAGCUCCGCCAUUGGUGUCUCCAGCAUUGAAACUCUCAACUCACCGACUGCACGGUGAGAGGACACGGUCAACAUGGCGACGAGCACCUCCGUCGCAGAUCUCAAGGCUCAAGGCGCCAUAGAAGCCGCCAAUGACCCUCACAGCAGUGUAACGCCUGACGCGGCCGAGCGGACGGCCAUGAAUGCCGCCAAAGCUGCUGGCGCACCCACCUUCUCCUUCGACCCCGAUGCCACUCCCGAAGAGAAGGCGGCGCAGAUGAAAGCGCAAGCCCCAAUUCAAAGACAUCACAGAAAGCACCAGGUUGCAACCUUGGCCUCUGACCAGGAUGAUGGUGAGACCGCUGGCUACGACCUCCCACCCGCGACCAAGGCCGGCGCAGUCCUCGAGCCGCCCUCUCCCACCGCCGCCAAUGGUCAUGUCGGCAAGGAUGCAAAUAGCCCAUACUCCAAGACCGGCUGGGCGCCUCGUUUCGGCCACCCGACGGAGAAAGAAGAAGAAGGACACACUCUGCUCGAUCACCAAGACAUGCUCGAGGGCAAACUCGACGACAAGUUCUUUGGCGACUGGUACCACAACGCAGCCGUCAUCGUCUUUGCCUGUCUGGCUUCGUGGGUGGUGGCUGUGCUCGGUGGAGGUUUGGGAUGGACUUUUCUCGUCAUGGCGGCAUGUGGAACGUACUACAGAACUUCCCUCCGACGCGUGCGGCGUAACUUUCGGGACGACAUCUCCCGCGAAUUGGCGUUGAACAAGCUCGAAACGGACACGGAGUCCUUGGAGUGGAUCAACAGCUUUCUCACGAAAUUCUGGCCCAUCUACGCCCCGGUACUGUGCGCAAGCAUCAUCAGCUCGGUGGAUCAGGUCCUCAGUACAUCUACUCCCGGCUUUCUGGACAGUAUGAAGAUGAAGAUGUUUACGUUGGGUACCAAGCCACCUCGCUUGGAGCACGUCAAGACUUACCCUAAGACGCAGGAUGAUGAAGUACUUAUGGACUGGAAGUUCAGCUUCACACCCAACGACGUCGAAGAUCUGACUGCGAGGCAGAUCAAGAAUAAAGUCAAUCCGAAAGUGGUGCUGGAAGUCCGCAUCGGCAAAGCCAUGAUCUCGAAGGGCCUGGACAUUAUCGUGGAGGACAUGGCUUGCUCCGGAACCAUGCGAGUCAAGGUCAAGCUGCAGCUGGAAUUCCCUCAUAUUGAACGGGUGGAGAUCUGCUUCUUGGGCCGGCCGACGUUUGACUAUGUCUGCAAGCCUAUCGGCGGCGACAUGCUCGGGUUCGACAUCAACUUCAUUCCGGGCCUGGAAGGCUUCAUUCAAGAACAGAUUCAUGCCACGCUCGCCCCGAUGAUGUACGACCCGAAUGUCUUCCCCAUCGAGAUUGCCAAGAUGCUGGCCGGCAAUCCUGUCGAUCAAGCCAUCGGUGUGCUCCAAGUCACGUUCCACGGCGCACAAGGCCUCAAGAAUCCUGACAAAUUCUCUGGCACGCCUGAUCCCUACGCCGUGGUCAGUAUCAACAAUCGUGGCGCCCUAGGAAAGACGAAGACGGUGCAGCAAAGUGCAAAUCCAAGAUGGAACGACACCGUCAAUGUCAUCUUGACCAGUAUGAAGGAGCCAUUGACGAUUGCAGUAUUCGACUACAAUGAAUAUCGCAAGGAUAAGGAGCUCGGCACGGCCGUAUUCAACCUCGACCAGCUCGGAGAGCGCAACGAUUUCGAGAACCAACAGCUGGAGGUGCUGGCUGGAGGCCGGUCGCGCGGCGCCGUAUUGUGCGACAUUCGCUUCUUCCCAGUCCUCGAAGGCCAGAAACUAGCGGAUGGAACCGAAGGGCCACCUCCAGAGAGCCUGACGGGUAUCGCCGAGUUCAAUAUUGAGCAAGCAAAGGACCUCGACGGAACCAAGUCAAUCGUUGGACAACUCAACCCGUACGCCGUACUCCUCCUCAACGGCAAAGAAGUUGCGACGUCGCAGAAAUUGAAACGCACAAACAAUCCCAUCUGGGCGGAUGCGAAGAAGGAACUACUCAUUACUGAUCGCAAGAAGGCGAAGCUGGGCUUGGUCAUCAAAGACGACCGCGAUCUCACCGCUGACCCGAUUCUUGGCUCGUACCAGAUCAAACUCGAUGAUCUGUUGGAGCUUACGCACAAAGGCCAGGAGUGGUACAAUCUUGCUGGGGCCAAGACGGGACGCGCGAAGAUGUCUUUGCAGUGGAAGCCGGUCGCUUUGCGCGGUGCCAUGAGCGGCGGUGGUUACGUCGAGCCGAUCGGCGUGAUUCGCUUCCAUUUCCAAUCCGCCAAAGACUUGAAGAAUCUCGAUACCGUCGGCAAAUCCGACCCGUACGCCCGUGUUCUUCUGUCCGGUAUACCUAAGGGGCGUACUGUGACGUGGAAGAACAACCUCAAUCCUCAAUUCGACGAGGUCUUCUACGUACCCGUCCACUCUCCCCGCGAGAAAUUGGUUGUGGAAGUCAUGGACGAGGAGAACGUUGGAAAGGAUCGAACGCUUGGCCAAAUUGAGAUUGGCGCUGCGGAGCUCAUCCAACAGGGCGAAGACGGCGAGUACCUGGUGCACGACACCAAGGACAGGGUCAUCUCGGCUCACCUGCGCAUCGGCCAUGGUGCGCCCAAGGGUACCUUGAACUUCACUGUGGCCUUUUACCCGACCAUUGCUGUGGUCAAUCCGGAGGAUGAAGAUGAGGAGGAGGAGAAGGAGGAAGCUGCUGCUGUCGGCGAAACAUCAAACGCUCCGCACCAUGCCCGGACAACCAGUGCGGCGAGCGCGACAUCUACGAAGACCGAGACAGACGCAGUGAAGGCUUUGGACAGGAACGAGAAGCAUCAAACCGAGACGGACGAACUGAAGGAGCCCACGGUGCCAAAGAUCAAGAUCGGGGCUGAGGACCUAGCAAGAUACGAAUCCGGACUUGUCGUGUUCAGGAUCAUCGAGGGCACGUUCUCCCACACUCACACUCAUCUGGAAGUGUUGAUGGAUGAUAUGCUGUACCCUGCGUACUCCACCGCGAAGAUCACCUCUUCGAGUUACACCUUCAACGAAAUUGGAGACGCCAUGGUGCGGGAAAUUGACUUGUCGCGGAUGACGCUGCGACUGGUCACGAAGCAGGAUCAGAAGGGAGGCGAGACUGACGAAGAGAUCAAGACGAAGAUCACUGGGCAAACCCUGGACUCGCUGAAGCGUUGCUUGUACACGCCGACGCAGAUCACGCUGAAGGAUGGCCAAGGCCGCGAAGACCGGGUGACGGUGUCUAUGCGCUACAUUCCGGUCCGAAUGCAGCUCGAUGCCAGCGAAAGCUUCAACAACGCGGGCAAUCUUCGUGUUGAGGUUCUGGAUGCGGCGGACUUGCCGGCUGCUGAUCGAAACGGCUACUCGGAUCCUUACUCCAUCUUCCGCUACCAUGACAAGGAAGUGCACAAGACCAAGACUAUCAAGAAGACCCUCUCGCCCGCCUGGAACGAAUUCUUCGAAGUACCAAUCCGGAGCAGGACAGCGGGCGGGUUGAAGGUGGAUGUGUACGAUUACGAUGUGGGUAGUAAAGCCGACUAUCUGGGCGGUUCAGCCAUCGACCUCAAGGAGCUGGAGCCCUUCCAACCGAAGGAGGUGCGACUGAAUUUGGACGGCAAGAGCGGCUCCAUCCGAUUGAAGAUGCUCUUCAAGCCGGACUACGUGGUGCGCUCGCGACAAGGCACCUCGACGUUCUCUGGCACAUUCCACGCCCCUGGCAAGAUCAUUGGUGCACCUGUGAAAACGGCGUCGUUCAUCGGUGGCGCGGCGGUGGGGGGCGUCGCGAAGGGCGGGAACUUCCUUACUAGGGGAUUCAAGCGAACAUCUUCGUCUCACCACCAAUCCUCGCCGUCGCAGGAUGGAGUGCCCGGUGGGGUUGAGAGUAUCAGAGACACGAGUAUGGAGACGGAUCCUACUGGGCCGAAUGGUCACGUCGCGCAAAACUCGGUCGCCAGCACAAGCGCAACGCAAUUGGGCUCGCCCGCUGGCUACGAGCAAGGCUCGCCAGCGGGUGGCAGUGCGGGCGAGUCGGGCCGGGCCAACAUUGCUGUACUGAGUGCAACGGGCUUCCCGCACGACAGCAAACUACAAAUUCGAGUGUUGCACGACUCUGGACGUGGGGCCAAGGAGAUUUUGAAGACCGAUGCCGUCAAAGCGAAGACUGGCGAGGCGGUAUUCGACAACGAGUCGAAGACUCUUUCCGCAAGCGUGGGACAUACGUUCAAAGUGCUCGUGAAGAACAGCCACAUGCUUGGUUCCGACGACCUGGGCGAAGGCGCGUUUACCCUCGGCGAGACGAACUCCGGCACGCAAGAGGUGCAAGUCGGCGAGGGGACGGUGGUCAUUCGUUCGAGCUUCACCCCUAGCGACGCCGCCAGUCUACGCCCCUCGAGCGCCAUUCCUACCGACUCGCCUUCCGCCAAGAACAAGAGUCUGGGCCGAUUCAUGAGCAAGCGCGAGCGCAGCGUGACGCCAUCCGCCGGCUAGAAUCCACACGGACGGGCGCAUGCUUCGCGUGCGAAGGAUGGCAUGCUGCGCGUGUACCAGGAAGGACGGGAUGCUUUUCGGAGCUCGGUGCCGUACUUGCGGGCGGAUAGUGUGGAUGCCGAGUCGAUUUUUGACGUCGAAGAGCUAGAGGAGGGGGAGCAAGGGGAGAUGGCUGGCAGGAGGGCGAGCUUGGAUGGAACGAAGGGAGCGGGUUGGAAGAGGAAGGGGUGAGGAGGGGCGGCGGAGUGUUUUUUGUGUUUGUUUCGAGAUACCACUUCUGUUUCUUUUCCCUGGGAAGCGAGUGUAUAUACCUUUGGUGUUGUAAUGAGGCUUGGAAGUGGUGAAGCCAUAGAAUGAGCUGUACUCAUGUGCGUACAUACAGUGCUGUCGAGUGAUA